Messenger RNA from Cooperia oncophora, 681 nucleotides. The record is from the annotation of a GenBank genome assembly. Lineage: Eukaryota; Metazoa; Nematoda; Chromadorea; Rhabditida; Trichostrongylidae.
AUGAUCUUAAAUACCAUCAUUGACAAGAAAAUAGCUACAAGUAUGCCGGGAUUCAGGAGGAAGUCCAGCGAUCAAGCAUGCUUGCCAUUUCGAGGUCAUCACUCCAGACGGGCUAGUUUGAACACCUUAACGAGGCGAGAUCGAAACAGGUCUGAUCCUUCGUUAAACAACUCGUGUGAGAUCCUGUCGAUCCGAGAAGACAGUGCAUCCGUGAGUAAUGCGUCAUCGAAAGGCUCCGAAAAGGCGAACGAGAAAAUCGCUGCCAAAUUCUACCCGGAAGCACUUGGCAGUUCGAGUUACAUCGAACGAAAUGGUCGACUCAGUCUCACCGUAGUUGUGCAGACCGUCAAUCAGGUGAUGGAGCGGAAUGGAGUCGUGAGAUUAUGCGAGCUAGCUCUGAACAUCGCCGAAACCCUGCUUCGGAUACCAAUCGAUCAAAGCGAAGCGUUGUUUUCCCAAUUGACGAUCAUGAUUUUCAGGAUCUACCUCUCCCUCGGUUGCCCUCACGGCUGUAACGAAGGCGUGAAAAGUCAACAAGGGGAUUUUCUUCGGGUCAAAGCAAAAACACUUUUAGCUCAACUAGAGAAAUUACAACAGGUUAGUUCGAUGACCUUUACAGCCUAUGGGAAUACUUGCUCAACUUUAUCGGUUGUUGCUUUUUGGUUAGGAGUUGCUACUUGA